Hydatigera taeniaeformis is the source of this 1452-nucleotide messenger RNA. The record is from the annotation of a GenBank genome assembly. NCBI's taxonomy places the organism in Eukaryota, Metazoa, Platyhelminthes, Cestoda, Cyclophyllidea, Taeniidae.
AUCUCCUUAAAGGAGGGCGACAAAAAGUGUCAGUUCGGUCUGCUGACAGGUAAAACAAUAGUUACGUGGGAGCGUGCGCCCGAGUGUAGACUCCUCUUCAUCGGCAAGGCAAUGCAUGGUGACGGAGGUGGCAUUGGUGGCGGCAUGAGCAUCAUCAAUCCCAACUGGGACUUUGCUCAAAUGGGUAUUGGUGGUUUGGACAAGGAGUUCUCCGAGAUCUUCCGUCGCACUUUCGCCUCCCGCAUGUUCCCACCUGAGGUUUCACAACAGCUCGGCAUGAAGCAUGUGCGAGGUAUUCUACUCUACGGCCCACCGGGCACGGGCAAGACGCUGAUGGCUCGACAGAUUGGGAAGAUGCUAAACGCACGGGAGCCCAAAAUCGUGAAUGGACCGUCUAUCUUGGACAAGUAUGUUGGAGAGUCGGAAGCCAAUAUUCGAAAACUAUUUGCAGAUGCCGAAGAGGAGGAGGAACGGUUGGGACCUCACUCUGCUCUACACAUCAUCAUUUUUGAUGAGAUCGAUGCCAUCUGCAAGACCAGAGGUUCAGUUGGCUCGGGCGCAGGCGUUCAUGAUACGAUAGUGAAUCAACUACUCACCAAGCUGGACGGUGUUGAUCAACUGAACAACAUCCUUGUCAUUGGCAUGACAAACCGACGCGAUAUGAUCGAUGAGGCUCUUCUUCGACCCGGUCGUCUUGAGGCAUUACAGAUGCAGUUGGAGAUCUCACUACCGGAUGAGGACGGUCGCCUACAGAUUCUCAAGAUUCAUACAGCAAAAAUGGCCGCCUCAAAGAAGCUCAGUACUGAUGUGGACCUGAAGGAGUUAGCAGCCCGUACAAAGAACUUUAGCGGUGCGGAAAUCGAAGGUCUCUGUCGAGCUGCUGCCUUCACUGCUAUGUACCAAUUUGUGAAGGCAAGUGGAGUGAUGCACUUGUCAACCCCUUCAAACUCAUUUCAUACAUGUCAUUUGGUGCAUGAAGAUAGCGUUGCUCCCUCGGGUAAGGAGAAGAUCGAUCCGGACGCCUUUGAAAAGCUUCUUGUCAAACGCUCCGAUUUUAUGUAUGCCCUUGAGAAUGACAUCAAACCGAUGUUUGGCACAGCCGAAGAGGAGUUGGCAUACUACGCACCGCGCGGUCUCAUGAAUUGGGGUGAGCCAGUGACACGCGCUCUUGCCAUGGGUGAGUUGGCGGUGCGUGCGGCGGGUGGCGGAGGAGCUGGAGGCGGUGGGAGUUCGGCGCCCGAAACUCAUCGGCCGGUCACGUUGCUAUUGGAGGGCGCACCAAAGGCGGGUAAAACUGCUCUCGCCGUGGAGAUCGCGCGUCGUUCUGGUUUUCCCUUCGUUAAAAUAAUCACUUCUCACAAAAUGAUCGGCUACACCGAGACUGCCAAGUGCAUGGCCAUCAAAAAGGUGGGUGGUUAUGUCCUCAUUAGGUUAAUCGGCCUCGUUUCUUAA